ACCACACAACCACACACACAUCUGCACCUCAGCCACAUCCUACCCUUGCUGAACUGGCUCCUGGGGCCAUGAGGCUGUCACUACCACUGCUGCUGCUGCUGCUGGGAGCCUGGGCCAUCCCAGGGGGCCUCGGGGACAGGGCCCCACUCACAGCCACAGCCCCACAACUGGACGAUGAGGAGAUGUACUCAGCCCAUAUGCCCGCUCACCUGCGUUGUGAUGCCUGCAGAGCUGUGGCUUACCAGAUGUGGCAAAAUCUGGCAAAAGCAGAGACCAAACUUCAUACCCCAAACUUUGGGGGGCGGCGGGAGCUGAGCGAGUCGGUCUACACGGAUGUCCUGGACCGGAGCUGCUCCCGGAACUGGCAGGACUAUGGAGUUCGAGAAGUGGACCAAGUGAAACGUCUCACAGGCCCAGGACUUAGCGAGGGGCCAGAGCCAAGCAUCAGCGUGAUGGUCACAGGAGGCCCCUGGCCUACCAGGCUCUCCAGGACAUGUUUGCACUACUUGGGGGAGUUUGGAGAAGACCAGAUCUAUGAAGCCCACCAACAAGGCCAAGGGGCUCUGGAGUCAUUGCUGUGUGGGGGACCACAAGGGGCCUGCUCAGAGAAAGUGUCAGCCACAAGAGAAGAGCUCUAGUCCUGGACUCUACCCUCCUCUGAAAGAAGCUGGGGCUUGCUCUGAGGGUCUCCACUCCCGUCUGCAGGCAGCCAGGGGGGCAGGAAGACCUUGCUCUGUGCUGCCAUCCUGCCUCCCUCCUCCAGCCUCAGGUCCCUGGGGCCUGGGUGGGAGCCAAGGCCUUCCCCUCUGGACUCAAAUAAAACCCAGUGACCUCA
Molecule: messenger RNA, 835 nt
Organism: Piliocolobus tephrosceles (Ugandan red Colobus)
Lineage: Eukaryota; Metazoa; Chordata; Mammalia; Primates; Cercopithecidae
Gene: MZB1
Product: marginal zone B and B1 cell specific protein
Exons: 4
Coding region: 69-638 (189 amino acids)
Biological process (GO): regulation of B cell proliferation
Cellular component (GO): endoplasmic reticulum chaperone complex; extracellular region
Source: RefSeq, a predicted model, not a curated record